Pocillopora meandrina is the source of this 8368-nucleotide messenger RNA. NCBI's taxonomy places the organism in Eukaryota, Metazoa, Cnidaria, Anthozoa, Scleractinia, Pocilloporidae. The record is from the annotation of a GenBank genome assembly.
UACGCCGGUAUUGGUGAAAGGUCAACAUAGGUUGUUGAAGCUAAGGAACAAACCUCAGUAGCAGAGCUACGUGUAUGAAAAGUAGGUUAGACCUCGUCGGGAUGGAAGUUGAGAAGGUAUGACAUUUCUUUCGCCUCCAAAAAUAUCAUUUGUUUGUUUUUGUCUUUUUCAAAACUGUCUGUCAUGUUUUUCAUAAACUAUUUAAAUAUGAAUGAAAGGCACUAACAAUUGCCCUUUAUGAGUUUUGACUGUUUCUUACUUGGAAAUAUAUAAGCUUUGAAGGACUUAUAAGAAGCUUAUCAGAAGAAGUAUACGCGUUCGGUAUUUCACUUAUAGCAUUACAAGCAAAUAUUUUGGUAAGCGUUGACACCAUGAACGAUGAGACCCAACGAAAUUAUGGGUAGUGGUCGUACAAAUUUACUUUUCUGAAGGUUUACUUUAAUGUUUUAUUUUCCAAUAAAGAUUGGAAACCUUCCUUAAUCUACCACAUGCAGCAUGUUGAGGCUUCUAUGUGAAGAAUUAUACCCAUAACGCCGUGAAGUGCCAUCACUCCUGGCUUAUGCUUUUUUUUUAUGUGGGUGUCAGCGCUUUGCAUGAUGCAAGCGUGAUAUACAAGACGCUUUGCAUGAUGCAAGCGUGAUAAGCAAGAACAAACUUUUGUGAGCGCAUAUGAUCAGUAUGGAGCUAGGCAAACUAAUGAAUUACAAUUAAGCUGACGUAAACGUUAUGUAUUUAAAGAAGUCGCUUUGUUAAUUUAAUAAAGGUCUCACCAAUGCUCUCAUAAUAUAUGGAUUCCUUUCUAUCUUAUUUUAGAAUUCAUUGCAAGAGAAGAUUGUGUCUCUAAAUGACCUUCCGUGGAAGAUUUUUAAUGACGCAGCUCUUUCUGUGAAAGAGCUUGCCAAGAAAAUCUUUGCACUUCCAGCAGUGAGUGACUUCUUUAUAUACACAUCUCGCCUGGAUGUGUUCUCCAAAGAGUUGUCAGAUUCUUUGAGCUGUGACUUGGAAUCGCUCCUGCUGAUUAGGAAACUUAAGUAUUUCUACAAUCAACCAACAGCAGCAGUGCUGCAACAACUUGCCAGUCUAUUAGAAAGGUAUGGGUUGAAAGCUUGUAAAUAGUGUAACUGUUACGUUUAAAAUUCCUUGGUGCACUCUUGUCUGUGUUUCUCUCAUUUAAUGCAUAUGGUGUUUGUCAAGAGUCGUCACAGAUCAUUUUCGUCACAUACCUCAGACAAGAGGAAAGAAAAACAGGGGCAAGAACAAAAUACCGCGUGGUGUCUUCUAGUUUAAUACUCUACAUACUCGCUCGAUGCAUUUACAAGAAGCAUCUCCGAUCGAUCCCGGAAGUGUCAACAAAAUCCCCGAUACGUUUUUAAACCCUUUCAUUUUACAAGUUUAUCUACCUUUAAAUUGUCUCAUAUCAACGAGCCAUUCUUCUUUCAAUUUCUAUCUUAGAAUUUCAAGCAAUAAAGAAGCCAUUUCCAAGUGGAAUGAAAUCGCCAAGAUGGUAGCAGAUGAAAACAACAUUGGUACCAAGCCUGUUCACCGCUUCUUCAAAGAAACUGGGUGCCCAGAAUGUUAUCUUGACAAUGCUGAGUACCUCGAAAAGUUUGACCCUCACGGACUUUACCCAACAUCCAUUUACCGCAAAUGUGAUGGAGACAUCUUGGCCAAAGCUGAUGCAUCGGUAGUCGAGUGUACCAUGAGGCAUACUCUGACCACAACUGCAAAGAUUGUGUACAAAGUACUAGACCCAGCCAAUCCAGAGUUGAAAAACGUGUAUAAGCCAUUAGGGAGGUUCGUAUGAUGUGAUAAUCUAAGUUUAAGGGGUUUCCACGCUCUAUUUAUAUGAAAAUAUUCGGUGCUUUUACUGAUAAAUGACCGACAGUUCAAAAUUCACUUUAAUGCAUGUAUAUUCUUGCAUAAAAAUGUGUAUUUAUUACAUGAUCUAUAAUUUUGAUUCGUUGUGAAGCACUAUUUCAAUGAAGAGGUAGUUUCCCGAAAUUGAAUGUCCAACAGCAGCUUAGUAUUAAACGUAAAACAUGAAAUUAGAAAAUCUUUUUAGAUUAACAUUUCUUACUCAUUUCUGUUUUUCAUCCCCAGGUGUGUGGCAGUUGUUGAUAGGAAUGUGAAUAAAAUUUACGGAGAAGAAAUACAGGCGUAUUUCGAUGAGCACUGCAUCGAGCUGCAGAAGGUAGUCAUUACCGCUGGCGAAGUUGACAAAGACAUAGCAACAGUACAGAACCUCCUUGUAAUGCUGAAAAAAUUGCGAGUCAAACGAAACGAACCUGUUUUUGUCGUGGGAAAUGGCGUCAUACAUGACGUCACCGGUUGCGCAUGCUCUAUGUAUCAUCGUAACACACCUUACAUCAUGCUGUCUACCAGCGUGGUGGCUGGCAUCGACGCUGGUCUGUCUCCUCGCACUGGUUGUGACGGAUUUGGCUUCAAAAACCUGUUCGGUGCAUAUCAUCCUCCUGUUCUGACGCUAACUGACAGAAGCUUUUUCCGCUCCCAACACAGCGCUUGCUUGCGUCACGGCAUUGCUGAAAUUGUAAAGAUAGCAGUGGUGAAGGAUGAAGAACUCUUCGCCCUACUAGAGCAGAAGGGCUGUAAUCUUUUGUCUACCAAAUUUGGCACAGAGAUGGAAGGCUUCCCAGGAGAUCAAGAGGCCUUUGGACGCGUUUGUGAUCUCAUUAUUGGCAAAGCUCUUGAGUAGUAUGUGAAAUUUUGAUUGUCUUGUACGUUAGUGCGAUCGCUCAUUUUACCAGCAGGAAAAAGUUCCAGUCUAAGAACUCCGUGUUGCUUUGUUUUAUUGUCCCCGUAACAACAGCAUCAUAAUUGGGAUUAGUUCAAAGACUGAAACUAAACCAUUUGGAAUUAUUAACAACCAACUUUGCUUUUAAUACUUUACGUCUUGUGGUAUGCUUCUUUGUCGCGUCUUAAAGCAUAAUGGUGCAAUGAUGGUCCAACGAUAGUGCAAUAAUGGCCCGAUUUAUAUUAGAGACGGAUCAUCCGUCAUACGGAUAAUCCGUCCAAGUAUAAAUCCGAAGACUAAUUUUGACGAAUAAUCUGUCUAGAUAUAAAUCGUUCGCGAGUUUCACGACGGGUGUCUCGGUGUUGAGCCGAGUGGAAGCCUGGCGAGAGCUUAAAUAUGGCGGCUCUCGUAGCCUUGUUGAUGAAAUCGAGAAGAACAGCAUUGGAUAUGGCGGUAUAUCAGAGAAGAAUAUCCUCUGUCAAGCGCAUGUUUGAGCCGGAAAAUAGCUAAAUGAACUUCAUGUUACCCUUUUCUCUCGCUAAUCUUGCUCAAGAUAGGAAGACAAGAGGAAGUGAUUACAUACAUACAUACAUACAUACAUACAUACAUACUUUAUUUAUUCCAGAAGCAGAUGAUAACUAUUAUAUACAAAUAAAACUAAAAAGAAAAUACUUCUAGAAAAGGAAGUUAAGAGGUUAUCCCUGUGUAAAAACUCCCUUAAAAGAAAAGACAAAAUAUAAAUCAAAAUCAUUACAAUCAAAUAUUUAAGUACGAUUUAAGUUUAGAUUUAAAAUGCUGAAAGCUGUCAGCUUCCACUAUAUCACCCGGUAACUCGUUCCAUAAUUUGACAAUCCUAAUAAAAAAAAGAAUUUUUGUAACAAUUAAGUCUAGCUGGUUUAAUAUAGAGUUUGUAUUGAUGAUUUGCUCUCGUAGACCGAAUCGUGGCAAUAUCAAAGAAGUCUUCAAAAUUUAAAUGAUAAAACCAAAAACUAUCUUAUAACAUUCGACUAAAGAUAAGUAAGUUCUACGGUCAGAGAGAGGGGCCAUUUUAACAGUUUGCAUCGGUCUUCAUAGGACAUUUCUCCUUUGCGUUGAUUUAAAGCGAGUCUUGAGGCUCUUCGCUGUACAUUUUCAAGGGCAUGGAUGUCCUUAACAAGGUAAGGACACCAAACAGGUACCGCAUAUUCCAAGAUUGGCCGUACCAGAGACAUGUACAGCAUAGAAAAAACAUUUGUGUUAGCGGUGCCUACUGAGCGUUUAAUGGAACCUAAAACUUUGUUCGCUUUAUUGACAGUGAUACUUAUGUGAUGGCCCCAUGAAAGAUCUCUAGUUAGUGUGACACCGAGAUCUUUAAAAUUAGUCACGUCUUUCAGGGGCUUUUCUAAGAAAUAAUUAGUUACCGACUUAUCGCGUAAAUGCGUGAUUCGCAUAGAUUCGCAUUUGUCUGCGUUGAAACGUAGCUGCCACUUACGAGCCCAUGCGCUAAGAUUAUUAAGAUCAUCCUGAAGAAGCUGACUAUCUUUUAUAGGGUCAAUUAUCUCUCUGUAGAUCUUCGUGUCGUCUGCAUAUAAUUUUACUGUAGAUGAUAAGAAUUCAGAUAUGUCAUUAAUAUACAAUAAAAACAAUAGGGGCCCGAGAAUGGUUCCCUGUGGAGUUCCGGAGGUAACGCACGACCAAUCAGAAUAAGAUCCCCUAACGACUACACGUUGUUUGCGCCCCACCAAAAAAUGUCUCAGCCAGUUGAGUAAACAUUCGUCGAUGCCGCUACAUUUCAAUUUUAAAAGCAGUCGCUCAUGAGGAACGCUGUCGAAGGCUUUGGCAAGAUCCAGAAAAACAACAUCGGUAGGAGUGGAUGAAUUACGGGAUUUCGCCCAGUCAUUAAACGUUGAUAACAUUUGAGUUGUAGUAGAUCUUCCUCGUAAAAAGCCAAAUUGGUUGCUAUUGAUAAAGUCGAUUUCGCGCCAGAACUUAAUCAUCCUAUCAAAAACAAUUUUUUCACAGAUCUUACAAGCAAUUGAAGUAAGGGAAAUUGGGCGGUAAUUUUCUCUCGAAGAUUUGGAACCCUUCUUAUGUAGAGGAGUAAUGUCGGCAUGUUUCCAUUCCUCAGGCAAAAGGCCAAGAGACAACGAUUUGUUUAUCAUAUACGUUAACGAAGGUGCUAAUUCCGAAGCACACGACUUAAAAAUGCACGGCGCGAUAUGGUCAGGCCCAGGAGACUUGUUGGGCUUGAGUUUCAGAAGAUGGCGUUUGACCUCAUUGACAGAACAAUCAAUUUUCGCAAGUUUCUUGUCAACAGUGCAGUCUUGAGUGGGAAAAUUUGCAUAAUCUUCGGUAGUAAACACCGAAGAGAAAUAUGAGUUCAUACUCUGAGCAAUACUGAAGUCGUCAGUCAGAGCACAUCCAUCGACGCUUAUAGAGAUGAGAUUAUUAGUGCCUCUUCUCUUGGACUUAACAAAAUUCCAGAAAGGUUUCGGGUUUUCAUUUUCCUGUAGAUCAAGUGCAAGUUUCUUUAUAUACGACCAUCUAGCUGUGUUACAAAGUCUCUUAACAGAAUUGUUGAGUUGCCGAUAUUUUUCCCAAAUAGUUGAAUUGUUUUUUUUCUGCGAGCUCUAUUAUACAAUAAUUUCUUCUUUUUUUGCACAAAACAAUAAGUUCCUGUGUAAUCCAGGGGCACUGGAUCUCUUUUUAUUCUUGCGUUUGGGAAUGCACUCAUCCACUGCUGUAAAUAACAAGUCUUUCCAGCAAGCCCAAUUAUGAUUAAUAUCGCUGUCGAAGAAGGCGCAAUGCCAUGGAAUAUAAGAUAACAGCGAUCUUAAGUGAUCCCAGUCGGCUUUACCAUAGCAAUACAACAACUUCUGUGAUUUACGCUGGACGUAAGGUAUACCAGAUAACGAGAAGGAGAUAGAAUUGUGAUCUGAAAAGGGUUCUCCAACAACCAAAUGGUUUACGAGGUCGGGCGAAGUAGUGAGAACUAAGUCUAGGAUGUUCGAGUCUCUGGUAGGUUCAUUUAUCAACUGUGUCAAAAAUUGUCUUGGACGAUGUCCAUCAUGAGUGUGUAAAUAUCAGAUUGACGCAAGAAUCUGUUAUUCAACCAAUCAAUCUCCGGAAGAUUGAAAUCGCCAACAAGAAUCAACUCGUUCGUCGAAAACUCUUGCAAAACAGCUUGUAAGUCCUCUAAAGGCUUAGGAUCGUUAUUGGGAGGACGAUAGAAAACUCCCAAAGUGACUUUGCGAUUGUAUGAGAAAAGAAGAUCGACGAAGAUGAACUCUGAAUCGUUCUGUGUAGUAUCACGGGGAACCGCUUUGAUGUGUUCUCGCGUAGCAAUCAAUACCCCGCCUCCAUGACGUCCAUUGAGCUUUCGGUCCCGCCUAAAUACCGAGUAGUUACUAGGAAAGAUUUCACCGUCAGGGAUGGAGCUGUCCAGAUGAGUUUCAGUUAAAACAAUUAUAUCAUAGCCCAGAGCGGCAAUGGCUAAAUCCAAUUUGCUUGAUUUGUUGACGAUGCUUCGUGCAUUAGCAUAAAAGGUUAGAAGACGAGAGGACUUUUGCUGUUCCGUAAAAUUGUGCCGCUCGGCUCCAUUUGGACCAGGAUUUGGGUUUACGUCGCCGCUCAACUGGAGAAGAAUAGUUUGGUAACUUGCAACAGAGUUAGGAUAAUAACUGAUUCUUGACGAAGAAAAACCUCUUCGAAGGAUUGGCAAAACAAUAUGUCGCCUAGUCCAGGACGCUGUGAAGAUAUUUAAGUUCAUUGAAACUACAAAAUCAUCUUGUAGAACCAAGAAGAAAUCGUCAGCUAAACGCGGGAACAUUUGAGAUUGGCCCUGAUCAGUCGUUUUUCCGCGAUAUAGAAGAAUUAAACUGAGAAUAAAACAAAGAAAACCGGAGAAUCGAAAUGAGUGACCGUCAGCCAUGACGCCUCGCCUCUCUCUAUCAACUUCUUCCAAUUACACCAACGGUGUAAUCACUUCCUCUGUAUUGUGGGUCAUAUAUAACUUCUGCGAAGACGUCCAUGUCUUGAUCUGUCCAAGUCAACUUCUUGUUUGCUUUCUCCUUUUUUUUUGUGAUUGCUUUCGAGGGCACGAUUACUUUACCGGACGCCAUCUUGAAAUAGGCAUCCCAGGAAACCUUGUAAAACUAUAGACACCAGUCUCUCUCAUAUGGAAACUUCGUCAAAAACCGUCUUCGUUUUCCGUCGAGAUAAAAAUUUAGAGACGGAUGAUCCGUCUAAGACGAGCUAUCCGUCUGUUAGCACGUCUUGAAGACGUGCCGACAGACGGAUCAGCCUGAGACGAAUUUUGCAGGCAAUCUUACGAUUCAUAAUCCAAUCUCUAACUUAAAUGGUAUAACUUUCCCCGGCCCUGACGUUGACUUUGGAUGUCAAAUUUUUUAGUCCCUCUCACUGACCUCGUAGGGUUACCCUAGCAUUCACACCACAUACUACCAAAUCAUAGAACUAUUUGCAAUUUGUCUUUUCUCUCUAUUACAGCUACAUGAGAUCUGAAUACAGCAAUAUUUUUGAAACGCAUCAGUGUCGCCCACAUGCAUAUGGGCACACUUGGAGCGCUGGGUACGAACUUGCUUCAGGAAUGCUCCACGGUCAGGCUGUGGCCACUGGGAUGGGCUUCGGUGCCUAUCUCUCUCUCUGCACCGGUUGGAUUACGCAACACGAGUUUGAUCGGAUCCUGAAACUCCUCAGUGACCUUGGAUUAUCUUUGUGGCACCCUGUCAUGGAAGAUUCUCAGGCUCUGUACCAAAUCCAGGCAAGCGUUAUUGAGAAGCGGGCGGGAAACUUAGUGGCACCAGUACCCAAAGGACUCGGGAAGUGCGGCUACAUUAACGACAUGCCUUAUGAGCUGCUUGACAAGCGCCUCGGAGAGUACCGGAAGGUCACCCAAGGAUAUCCAAGGCAGGGGGUAGGCAUUGAAGUGCACUGCAAGGAUAUUGGGCUUGAGGAUCCGGCCACUGUUGGAAACGUCAAUAGGGAACUCCCCAGUCAAGACGCUAAGGAUAAUGCAUCAGUGAACGAGUGCCAUCUCGAAGCUGUUAAGAAGUAGGGUAUCUAACGCAUUGAACUACGUGACCGUGUGUAAUAUCAGAUACCGUUUUUACCCUUCAAUAAUCGUUUUAUAGAGAAUCGAAAAAAAACAUAGAGGAGCAACUCUUUGUAACUGUGAAUUGUUCAGAAUGUGUCUUGCAUAACCUUGAUGUUACAUGCAAUAAAAACAAUAGCGAUUUCGAUAGUUUGAAAAUUAGAGAAGUGAACGAUGGCAUUUUACGAUAGGAUAAUUUUCCUGUUGCUCCAAAAGAAUUUAAACAAUUAAUUAAUUUUAGAUCCAAUUCUGGAAUCUCAAUUCGCUUUUAAAUAUCUUAGAAUUUUUUAGCCAGUAAUUGUCAAUUAUCUGUUAGAUUUAAUUUUAUACUUUAGAUGAUUAAAUUCAAAUAGCCCCAAAAUUGUCACAACCUCAAAGCAUAUCGUUUUCAAAUAAAAGAUCUGAUGAUCAAUCGAUUGAAUGAUUAACCCUUUGGGCCUUAAAAGUGAUCAGCAUCUAAUUUCUCCGUAUAAUAUCACUCCUAAAUCACACAGUAAGGUUACGAGAAUAAAGGAAAUGAUCACCAG